Acanthocheilonema viteae is the source of this 2244-nucleotide messenger RNA. The record is from the annotation of a GenBank genome assembly. Lineage: Eukaryota; Metazoa; Nematoda; Chromadorea; Rhabditida; Onchocercidae.
AUGGGAAUUAUUCCUGAAAAGGAUAUUUUCGGAUAUUUGAGUAUUCGGGUGCUAUCACUGGGAGCCGAUGUGUUACCGGAAUAUAAAUUGCAGCCCACUAGGAUCCAUCAUUGUACGAUCGUACAUUAUUCUCCGUUUAAGGCCGUUUGGGAUUGGAUUAUCCUUCUUCUCGUCAUUUAUACUGCCAUUUUUACGCCUUACGUUGCAGCCUUCUUAUUACGAGAGGAUAGCUCUCGUAGAGCUCGUUUCUCGGAACCGUUGGAAAUUAUUGAUCUAAUUGUGGAUAUUAUGUUUAUUGUCGAUAUUAUUAUCAAUUUCCGAACAACUUACGUUAACGAAAAUGAUGAAGUUGUAUCACAUCCUGGAAAGAUAGCAAUACAUUAUUUUAAAGGCUGGUUUAUAAUAGAUAUGAUUGCUGCUGUGCCCUUCGAUCUUCUUCUUGUAAAUACAAACAGUGACGAGACGACCACUCUAAUUGGAUUACUAAAAACCGCUCGUCUUCUAAGAUUAGUACGGGUAGCCAGGAAACUGGAUCGUUAUUCUGAGUACGGUGCUGCUGUUUUGCUACUACUUAUGGCAACAUUUGCAUUAAUUGCCCAUUGGCUUGGUUGCAUUUGGUAUGCAAUUGGAAGCGCUGAAUUGCCUCAUAAGGAAUUCACAUGGUUACAUCAACUUGCACGUCACUUAAAUGAACCAUACUUAUCAACAAACGGGAGCACGCCGACUGGUGGGCCGUCAUUAAAAUCACGUUAUGUUACGUCACUUUAUUUUACACUUUCAACAAUCACCUCAAUUGGUUUUGGCAAUGUUUCUGCUACUACUGAUUCUGAGAAAAUUUUCACUAUUAUUAUGAUGAUUUUAGGAUCAUUAAUGUAUGCAUCCGUAUUCGGCAAUGUAUCAGCAAUAAUACAACGACUAUAUAGUGGUACGGCAAGAUAUCAUACGGAAAUGUCUAGGUUACGGGAAUUCAUCCGUUUUCAUCAAAUUCCAAAUCCUCUACGGCAGAGGUUAGAGGAAUAUUUUCAACAUGCCUGGUCUUAUACCAAUGGUAUCGAUAUGAAUACUGUAUUGAAAGGUUUCCCAGAUUGCCUUCAAGCAGAUAUAUGUCUGCAUUUGAAUCGAAAUUUGCUCAACAGUUGUCCAGCAUUUGCUGGAUGUUCACCUGGCUGUUUACGGGCCUUAAGCAUGAGGUUUCGAACAACACAUGCUCCACCAGGUGAUACCCUGGUGCAUCGAGGUGAUGUUCUUACUGGAUUAAAUUUUAUUGCCAGAGGCUCAGUGGAGAUUCUCAAAGAUGACAUGGUUGUGGGUAUUCUUGGAAAAGAUGAUAUCUUUGGGGAGAAUCCGUUGCUUCACGAAGAUGUCGGGAAAUCAUCAUGUAAUGUUCGGGCCUUAACUUACUGUGAUUUGCAUAGGAUAUUACGGGAUGAUUUGCUUGAUGUGCUUGACAUUUAUCCUGAAUUUGCUGAAAAUUUUUGUCGUAAUUUAAUUAUCACAUAUAAUUUAAGAGAUGAAGCUCAAUCGAUGAAGAAACGACUUGACAGGCAUAAACUUUUACGGAUGUCAUCAUCGUUGGACAAGGAAAAAUUAGCCUCAUUUCAAAAAGAAGGUUCGAUAGAAAGGAAGGAUGAUUUUACCACUCGGACUGAGCCAACAGCAGGUGAAGCGUUGCUGUCAUGUCACCGACAUGUGGAAAGCACUCCGCUGGUAAAGGGUGAUGAGGAAGCUUAUCAUAGAAUUAUCAGCAAUCCUAUAUCAAGGCAUCUGAGUAAUCGUUCCGAGGACGAUGAUGCUCGCUAUCAGAUGUUGGAGAGAAGGCUUAGUGAUAUUGAAAACCAUCUGGAAAAAAUGGAAAAUAAGAUCAAUAGCAGCCUUGAACAAAUUUUGAGGGUUUUAAUUCCGGAAAAUUCUUUAAUUAAUUCGUCUUCCGGUCGUUCACCAAAGAGUACUUCUGCUCGAACCAUUUACUCAUCUCGCAGUGCCUCAGGAAUUCAUCCGUUCAGGUUGGGAAAUAGGAAUGAAGAAUUGAUACCACUGAGAUUACCAAGCAGUUACAGUGGAGCAGAUGAUAUCAGCAGUCCACUAAUUGGUACCAGUUCUAUAUCUCCAACGCUGUUACCAACCACUUCACGUUCAUUUCAACCUCGUCGUUCGGGUCGUCCAUCAUUAGUCUCUGCUGCAUCGGGUCAAUCCACACCAACUAAAUCCGAACUAUCACCUGAGGAUACCGAUACAUUGUUAUAG